Sinocyclocheilus rhinocerous is the source of this 1513-nucleotide messenger RNA. Its product is annotated as cadherin-related family member 5. Gene Ontology annotation, molecular function: cadherin binding; beta-catenin binding; calcium ion binding. Gene Ontology annotation, biological process: calcium-dependent cell-cell adhesion; homophilic cell-cell adhesion; cell morphogenesis. The annotation marks the transcript as partial. The transcript is spliced from 13 exons. The record is from RefSeq and is a predicted model, not a curated record. Lineage: Eukaryota; Metazoa; Chordata; Actinopteri; Cypriniformes; Cyprinidae. Gene Ontology annotation, cellular component: plasma membrane; adherens junction; catenin complex.
AUGGAUUUGAAGCCUAAAGGAUCUGCUGCUGUUUUCGUUCUCCUGGUUCUUUUCACACUCAGCAAGUUCAGCGAAGCGCAAAACCUUUGCUCGGUGCCAGAUAAUUUGCUGGUAAUUCUUAUUCCGGAAAACAACGCUAUUGGAGUCGUAGUUACAACACUCAAUGCUGAGGAUGGGGUGAUGGCCAGAAUCACUAGUCAAAAUCCAGAGGGUUUCUUCAGCAUCAGUGGAUACGAUCUCAUUGCUGAAACUGUGCUGGACUAUGAGACAUUUAACCCGAGCAAACCUCAUGAGGUGCAUAUUGAGUGUACAAAAGCUGGCUCUCUCUCUACCACACUGAAUCUGAAAAUAGCUGUUGAGGAUGUAAAUGAUAAUCCACCAGUGUUUGCAUACAGUCAAUACACACUAAACGUUGAUGAGUUGUCAAAAGUGGAUACCAGUGUUGGCCUGAUCACAGCAACCGAUCCUGAUAAAAAUGAUAGACUUUACUACCAACUGGAUUCUCCUGAGGGAGAAUUUGCCCUGGAGGCCGAUUUCAAUCCCAACAUUCUGGUGAAAAAGCGUCUGGAUUAUGACGAAGUUAAAGAAGUCACAAUGAUGCUAUAUGUGCAGGACACACCGAUUGGAUCUACAGCUGAAGUCUCCCACACUGCCUCAACCACCAUUGUAGUCAAUAUCAUAGACAUUGACAAUCGUCCACCAUGGUUCCAGCCCUGUACAGAAACUGAGAUUGACACAAGCAAAAUCUGCUUGAUGUCUGGUUAUAACGGGAAUGUCAACUUAAACGAACAAGCGGUGAGUCCUUUGUCCUUGGAGCCAGGUCCACUCUUGGCCAUUGAUGGUGACAACGGCAGGAAUGAUCCUAUUGUUUAUAUAUUUCUUGGAGGAAAUGAGGGAGGUAUAUUUGAAAUCAACACUGACACCGGGAGCAUCACAAUGCAGGAACCAGUAAAAGAAGCAGGAACAAUUGUUCUUUCAGUCAUGGCAUAUCAGAAGGAGAACGUUGAUCAGUUUGCCACCACUACAGUCAUCCUGAAGGUGGUGGAAUCCACCAAUUUCCCUCCGACCUUUGUGAAGUCCAGUUAUGAAGGCUUUAUCUCAGAGGAUGCGGGUGUGGACAGCCUGGUGCUGGAGAGCAAAACAUCCAACAGACCCCUCAGAGUACAGGCUACAGAUGAAGACUUUCCUAGUGGCAUUAAUCCUAACCUCAGAUUUGAGAUUGUUGACGGCACUGACUUCUCAAUCACUCAAGAGGGUUUCAUACUCAUGGCGAAGGCAGUUUCCCCAGGCCCUGUAAAUUUAGAAAUGAGGGUGGUUGACACAACCAAUGAAGAAUCAAGCACCGCUUCUCUUACGGUUGAGGUCACUCCAGGGGUUCCCACUACCACUCCUGCCACAGCUAUCAUGACUUCAUCCAUUAUAACAACAGAGAGCACUGCUAACACAAAGCUAACAGAAAUCACCACCGCCACCUCGCACCCAGGUAUCACCACAACUACGCGCCCCAGCACAG